Messenger RNA from Sinocyclocheilus grahami, 1058 nucleotides. RefSeq names its product putative protein TPRXL. The record is from RefSeq and is a predicted model, not a curated record. Lineage: Eukaryota; Metazoa; Chordata; Actinopteri; Cypriniformes; Cyprinidae. The coding region runs from base 1 to 912 and encodes 303 amino acids. The transcript has a single exon.
AUGGAGAGCUCUGACAACUACACCAGCUGCUCCUGCGACUCCUGCUGUCCGUCAUCGCCCUGUAGCUCCUCCCCUUCUUCAGCUCAACUCACAGACGAAACUGAUACUAGCCACGCCUCCACGCCCUCCCUCAACUAUCCUGGCCACACCCACUCAGCGGUCAUGCACACCGAGUGCAUCCCAAUACCGCCAAUCAACGAAGGCGGCCAAUCGCCAACACGAAGCACAGCCGAGGUCGUGGAGGUGGAGCUUCCAAGCUCCACCCCUCUGGAUUCCAAUGGGAACAACAAACCAGUGAAAAACAUAACUAGUAGCACAGAUAACAUUACUGAAAUAGUAGAUGCAUCCCAAACUAUUAGUACUAACAAGAUCUGCGAUGCAAACAGCGCUAAUAACAUUAACAGUCCAAAUUCAACGAAUAUCACCAGCCUUUGUCAUCCGACUCCACCAUCCUCCUCGUCGUCUCUCCAACUCUUCUCUAUGUCUGACCCACUUGGUGUUUUCCCCAAGAAGCAGAAUAGCGCAGCUCAGAGGGAGGGGCCUGCACAGGCCCCGCCCCCUCAGUCUCCACCCAGAACCGCCCUCUUUUCUCCCAGCGUGGAACCGGAGCGCCGCGAUUCCGCCGUGAGCGAUCUGGAAGUGGACCAAACGCACUUCCAGCAGCGACGACUGACCGGCGACUCCGGCAUCGAGGUCUGCCGUUGCCACGUAGAACGUGAAGAGGAGGAUGAUGAUGAAGAAGAAGGAGGACACUUACCGGCAGAGUCGGUCAAUGGAACGGGAGACGCUCUUCAUGAUAGUCCGGACUGUUCUGCCAGAGCCAGACCGGAUGGGGGUGGGAAAGAGGCGUGGCCUGUUUCAUCGGUGGCUCCGCCCACUGAUGCAGUCGUCAUUGCAAUGGAAACUGACUGAGUGUUACGUUAAUAGCACGCAGGUCUUGUUCUGAGAAAAACCCUGUACAGAUUGAUGUUAGAAGACACAUGAAUCUGCGACCUCAUCUUUGGUUCUAAGGGUCAAAAGUUUGGAAUUAUUACAAUUUUUUAAUGUUUUUGAAAACA